AAUAUUUUGCACUCAUUGUAAUAUUUCAUAAUUGUUAUACAUAAUUUUUGGUUUAAGAUCUCUUUUUUGAUGAAAUCUGUUAAUUUUUUAGACCAAAUUUUCCUUCCUGUCUGUAUGUGGAUAGUAUGAGAUCAUCUAUUCUUCCAAGGAUUUUCAGAUUUCUUCUACUUCGUUUUAUUGUGAGGAAGAUAUUUAAUGUAAAAAUGUGGUCUUUUAAGGUUGAUUUUAUUUAUUUGAGAGGCAGAAGGAGAGAGAGAGAGAGGGAGAGAGAGGUUUUCAGUCUGCUUGUUCACUCUCCAAAUGACCACAACAGCAAGGAUUGGUCCAGGCUAAAGUCAGGAACCUGGAGCUUCACUCGGGUCACCCACAUGGGUGUAGAGGUCCAGUAACUUGAGCCUUCUGUUACCUUUCUCAGGUGCAUUUGCAGGGAGCUGCAUCUGAAGUGGAGCAGCUGGACUAGAACUGGCACACAUAUGGAACGCCAGGACUACAGGUGUUUGGCCCCAGUUGCUGUCCCGUGGGACGGGACAACUGGCGCCCAACGUGGGGCUCGAGUGCGGCCCUUGGGGUUCAAGUGCCUGUAAGAUUGGAGGAACGCCGCCUUCCAGGAGGAAAACUUGGAUCCAAGUGAUUGUGCGACCGGCUCGGAGCUGCCCACCCGAGAUCAUCAGCAUCGGUCGACGCUGUGGAGUGAAGACGGCGCAAGGUAAGUGACAGCCAUGGGACAGGCAUUAUCGUCACGGGAAAUGUUCAUUUCAGGUCUCAGGGAGGCCCUCAAGACACGAGGAGUUCGGGUUAAAAAUAAGGAUCUAAAGGCAUUUUUUGAGUAUGUAGAAAGAUUGUGUCCCUGGUUCCCCAAGGAAGGAACAAUUGACGAGAUCAAGUGGGAAAGAGUUGGAAGUUGUUUAAAGGAUUUUCAUGAGAUCUUUGGCCCUGCAAAAGUGCCUAUUACGAUUUUUUCAUAUUGGAACCUGAUUAAUGACAUUCUAAAAACCCGUCACCUAGAUAAGACUAUUGAUGCCCUAGUAAGGGAUGGUGAGGAGACGUUACAGCAAUCCUCCCGACCUGCAUCUAAAUGCCCAUCUGUCAUUCUAGAUAUACCCUCCACUGAUGAUGACCCCAACAAUAAAAUUAAAGAGUCCACUUUAGCCCCUACCAACGAAGCGAGCCGACUAUAUCCUGCCAUCCGAGACAAAUUAGAUUCAGAUGAGGAAGCUGCCCCAGAGGAAGAGGUCGUGCACUAUCAUAAUUCCAAUUGGCCCCAAAAUGUUAAAAAUCCCCCGCCAUACAAUACUCACCCGCACCUUCCCAUUUGUGCCCCCGCUCUCUAUGACUUUAACCCUCCUGUGCCUGACUUGUCGGCCUUGCGACAGUCACUUCAACAGAGACGAGAGCACAUCCAGCUCCUUAAGGAAAUAAAAUCCCUUGACGAGGAGCUCCGCCACCUUGCCUUAGAGCAGCCCCUUCCAAAACCUAAACAAGGUAAAGUCAGGUCCAAAACCCAACCCCUUCUAGCUUUCCCUGUAACCAGGAGGCAAGCCGGAGGUCAUUCUGAGCCUGCCGCUGAUGGGGAAAAUGAGGCUGAGGAGAAUUCGCCCCACCACUCUGAGGAAGAUAGUGAGGAACCUGGGUCAGAGGAGGAAGAUCAGGUCCCCAAUCAAGGACCUGGUAAUGGACAGCCGCCACCCUAUAAAAAACUUAGUCUCAGAUUUAUUGAAAAACUUAAAACUGCUUGCACCCAGUAUGGUCCCACUGCCCUGUAUACUCAGGCCUUAUUGGAAAGCCAGAGUGCCCGGUGGCUUACACCUAAUGAUUGGGACUUCCUCGCCAGAGCUGCUCUCAGCGGAGGUGACUAUGUCCUGUGGAGGGCUGAUUAUGUUCAAAUUUGUAAAGAAAUAGCCCAACAAAAUUUUGCUAAAGCUUCAUCUAAAAAUUGGCCCCUCAAAAAACUUUUGGGAGAUGCCCCAUAUAAUUCCAACAAUUCACAAGCCCAGUUCCCUGAUGGACUUCUGGCGCAAAUUAAAACUGCCGGACUAGGGCUUGGAGAAAGCUCCCUCAAAGGGGAGCAGUCACUACCUCUUUGGCUAAGAUUCAGCAGGGGCCCGACGAGCCUUAUAGUGAUUUUGUCUCGCGCCUUAAUGUUGCAGCUGAGAGACUAG
Molecule: messenger RNA, 2159 nt
Organism: Oryctolagus cuniculus (rabbit)
Lineage: Eukaryota; Metazoa; Chordata; Mammalia; Lagomorpha; Leporidae
Source: RefSeq, a predicted model, not a curated record